Molecule: messenger RNA, 1266 nt
Organism: Pieris macdunnoughi
Lineage: Eukaryota; Metazoa; Arthropoda; Insecta; Lepidoptera; Pieridae
Source: the annotation of a GenBank genome assembly
AUGGAAGAAGUCUGUGACAACUGCAGUCUAUACAUAGACGAGAAUGCAACUCUAUGGAACAGCACCCAAAACGUCACCAUCAACAAGUUUUAUUUCUAUCAGACAGCGCAACUUGCAGUUCUAUGGGUACUUUUGGUGGCAAUCGUCGCUGGCAACGCGACAGUUAUCCUUGCUCUUCUCCUCACAAAGACCAGGAAAAGUCGGAUGAACUUCUUUAUCAUGAAUUUGGCUAUAGCUGAUCUAUGGGUGGGCCUUAUCAGUGUUUUGCCCGAUUUAAUACAACGGGUAACAAUUUCGUGGUUCGGUGGCUCCAUAGCGUGUAAAUUAAUGAAAUACUUACAGGGUGUAGUAACGUAUUCAUCAACGUAUGUACUGGUCGCGCUAAGCGUUGACCGAUGUGAUGCUAUCACGCAUCCCAUGAACUUCACAGGAAGUUGGCGUCGUGCGAGAGCCUUGAUUUGCGGCGCUUGGCUUCUUAGUUUUUUAUUUUGUAUACCAAUGCUUAUACUGUUCGACGAAGCUGAUAUACAAGGCACGCUACAAUGUUGGUCCGGCAUCAACCAAACACAAUGGCGGAUAUGGAUGACUAGUGUCUUCAUGUCACUGUUUGUUGCGCCGGCGCUUAUAAUAUCGGCAUGUUACGGCGUUAUCGUCGUUACGAUACGACAAAAAAGCCGUCGUGUGCUUGGUAAAAGAACUGCUACACGCCAAUAUAGUGAUGAUCUGGACAGCAGACGUGCGAGCAGUCGUGGUAUCAUUCCAAAAGCCAAGAUAAAAACCGUUAAAAUGACCUUCGUUAUAGUUUUCGUAUUCGUACUAUGCUGGUCACCGUACAUGAUUUUCGACCUGUUGCAAGUGUACGGAUACGUCCCAGAUACACAAGGGAAUAUCGCAAUCGCUUCGUUAAUCCAGAGCCUAGCACCACUCAAUUCAGCUGCGAACCCUGUCAUCUAUUUCAUAUUUUCUAAUCGGAUAUUUCUUAGUCUAAGAAACAUUCCACCUUACAAGUGGGUGUGGUGUUUGAUGGCUCGCGGAGAUAGCCCGGCUGGAAAUGAGUCGCGUGCGCACACCGAGUUGCUGACGUCAUCCCACCGGCGCACAAGACACGAUCUUACUAUACGGGUAAAGGACGACAGCAUUAAAUAUCCAAACCAGCGUCUCCAGUCCAGCAAUUCCCGCAAAGUUAGGCUUAACUUGCCCGAUCAAAUACAAAUUAACAACAACUGUCAUCAGACAUUACGCCGACGGGACGACACCUUUCUCUAA